Messenger RNA from Phalaenopsis equestris, 2532 nucleotides. Its product is annotated as probable receptor-like protein kinase At5g18500. Gene Ontology annotation, molecular function: ATP binding; protein kinase activity. The transcript is spliced from 8 exons. The coding region runs from base 661 to 2202 and encodes 513 amino acids. The record is from RefSeq and is a predicted model, not a curated record. Lineage: Eukaryota; Viridiplantae; Streptophyta; Magnoliopsida; Asparagales; Orchidaceae. Gene Ontology annotation, biological process: protein phosphorylation.
AUGGGAUUUCUGUGAAGCUGCUCCGCCAAUUUUUGACUGCAGCUGCUGUCAACAGUUACAUUGUGACUUAACUGGAACCUGAAGCCUGUAUGUUAACAAGUGGAAAAUCUGGAAGCAACAAAGCAGGGAUACUGAAAACUGAAAAACUCGGUGGUCCACUGUUAUGUCGUUUCCCUUAACUGCGCUAGGAAGCAUCUCCGCCCUCACCACCUAACGCUGAUAACUCAACUUCUCCCGACCUCUCUCUCUCUCAUUCUCCUCCUUUCUCUUCUUCUCCUACGCUCCUCGGUAACCUCUCCUCGUUGUUCACAUAUCACAUUCGAUGCCCUUUACCUCGUCUGGCAACAAAUCAGAGCCGAAUCACUGUUCCCACGCAGAAGUUUUGAGAUCCUCCCAAAAGCGCUAGUCGGCCUCCUACCGCCCAUCGCCAGAAGCUCUCCGGUGUGAUCCACCCCAUUUCUGGUCUAACCGCUGGAUCCGGUUGCCAUCCUAUCCUGAAUUUCUACAUUGCAGAUGCGAUAUAGAUCUAAACGUUGUUGGGCUACGGUUGUCACUGGGUCUUUGUCUGAGGUAAUGCGGUCUUGAGAAAAGGAAAAGAAACUGGAUUUUGGCUGUCAUCCGGGGAUCGAAGUUCCUUGUAGAUAUUUUACCAUCUGAAAUAUGAGUUCCACAGACACUGGUCUUUCUCAAGGCUUAUCUAAAAAGACUGAUCUCUUAGGCCUGAAAAUAUGGGUCAUUGUUGGUAUAUGUGUUGGAGCUCUAAUGCUUUGUAUUCUACUCAUGCUGAUUAUAUGUCUUACUUAUCGGAGCCGGAAAAAGCUGAGAAGGGAUUCCUCUAAUUCACCGCUGACACAAAUCCCAGUUGUGUCUAAAGAAAUCAAGGAGGUGAAGGUGAAGCAACUUCCUUCCCUUGGCUUUAUAGGAAAUGAUCAGGUUAUGCUCACGAUUCAAAAUAAUUCCAAUGGAAGAGAAUCAAACAAGGCCAUGAAUCAUCCAGGCAUAAUUUAUUCAAAAAAUGCAGAAUGCAAGAGUUAUUCAGACUCUUUUCACAAUCUUGAAAAAGAUGCUAGUUCCCAUUCUGGUGAUGAUUCGGGCCCCUUUGCUGCUUAUAAACCGUCUGCCAAUUCUAUAGCUGCUCCUUCUCCUCUUCUAGGCCUUCCAGAAUUCUCACACCUUGGAUGGGGUCAUUGGUUUACUUUAAGGGACUUGGAACUUGCAACAAAUCGUUUUUCAAAAGAUAAUGUCCUAGGAGAGGGAGGUUAUGGAAUUGUAUAUCGUGGCCAAUUGAUUAAUGGAACUCCAGUAGCUGUCAAAAAACUUCUUAACAACCUAGGGCAGGCGGAAAAAGAGUUCAGGGUGGAAGUGGAGGCAAUUGGUCAUGUCCGCCACAAAAACCUAGUUCGGCUUUUGGGUUAUUGUGUGGAGGGUACACAGAGGAUGCUUGUUUAUGAAUAUGUUAAUAAUGGAAACCUUGAGCAAUGGCUUCAUGGAGUAUUGCGUCAAAGGGCACCCCUGACUUGGGAGGCUCGUAUCAAGAUUCUCCUUGGCACUGCUAAAGCCCUGGCUUAUCUUCAUGAAGCAAUUGAGCCAAAGGUAGUUCAUAGGGAUAUCAAAUCCAGCAAUAUAUUAAUUGAUGUUGAAUUUAAUGCCAAGGUGUCAGAUUUUGGCUUAGCAAAGCUGUUAGGUGCUGGGAAAAGCCAUAUUACUACUCGAGUUAUGGGAACCUUUGGUUAUGUAGCACCAGAAUAUGCUAACACUGGACUUCUUAACGAGAAGAGUGACAUCUAUAGUUUUGGAGUUGUUCUAUUGGAAGCCAUAACUGGGAGGGAUCCCGUUGAUUAUGGUCGUCCUACAAAUGAGGUUAAUUUGGUGGACUGGCUUAAAAUGAUGGUUGGUAGCAGGAGAUCAGAAGAGGUGGUGGAUCCAACUAUACUGGAAAAGCCAUCCACUAGGGCACUGAAGAGAGCCCUUCUAACAGCUUUAAGAUGUGUUGACCCUGAUUCAGAGAAGAGACCUAGGAUGGGGCAGGUUGCUCGAAUGCUAGAUUCAGAUGAUCCAAUAUCACGUGAGGACAGGAGGCUUAGAAGGAACCGGGCUGGAAGCAGUGAAAUCGAUUCCUUGAGAGAGAACUCCGAUACGGACAAAAGUGACAACCCAGAUUCUAAGCCGAAUGCCACGUGCAGCAGCAGUUCGAGUAAAUAGGAUGUUGGCUUUUGAGGAGAGAGAGGGAUUCAUCUAUUGCUCGGUUAUUCUUUGAGCCUUGCUGCAGCAUUGUGUAUGGUUGGCCACAAAGUUCAAUUACUAGUGAUUUCUACACAAAGGCAGGGGUUAUAGUCAAAUCUAUGUAUUUUUAUUUCUCUUCUUCGGUCUUGUUUAUUGUCAUUUAUAAUGCAGAUUAGGAUUAUUUAUUAUGUAUGAAUACAGAUUUUAUAGCACCCAAAACACAUUGUACAGGGUAAAGUUUAAAGGAUUGAGACGGUGUUUGCUAAAUAAGAUUUGUGUUGUCAUGGGAACUUGAAGUCGGUGCCCUGG